Messenger RNA from Oryctolagus cuniculus (rabbit), 2756 nucleotides. It is a transcript of the gene COLQ, whose product is annotated as collagen like tail subunit of asymmetric acetylcholinesterase. Gene Ontology annotation, molecular function: extracellular matrix structural constituent conferring tensile strength. The record is from RefSeq and is a predicted model, not a curated record. Lineage: Eukaryota; Metazoa; Chordata; Mammalia; Lagomorpha; Leporidae. Gene Ontology annotation, biological process: extracellular matrix organization.
AGGGAGAGGGAGAGAGAGCAGGCAGCAGUGAGGAAGCCAGAGCAGAGGUGAGCGGGCUCGCGGCAGCCUUGCCGGCUCCCAGCAUGGUGGUCCUGAAUCCAAUGACUUUGGGAAUUUAUCUCCAGCUUUUCCUGCGCUCCAUCGUGUCCCAGCCGGCGCUCAUCAGCAGUGUCCUCCCCAUCUCAGCAGCACUCCCGGGCCUGGAUCAGAAGAAGCGGGGCGGCCACCGAGCAUGCUGCCUGCUGACGCCGCCGCCGCCGCCCCUCUUCCCGCCGCCCUUCUUCCGAGGGGGGCGCAGCACGCUUCUCUCCCCAGACGUGAAGAAUCUGCUCCUGGAACUCGAGACCUCGCAGUCCCCCUGCAUGCAAGGCACGCUCGGCUCCCCAGGGCCUCCUGGCCCCCAGGGCCCACCUGGGAUUCCCGGCAAGACAGGACCAAAGGGAGAGAAGGGGGAACUUGGCCGACCAGGAAGAAAGGGUAGACCCGGCCCCCCAGGUGUUCCCGGCAUGCCUGGGCCCGUUGGCUGGCCAGGCCCUGAAGGACCCAGGGGUGAAAAAGGUGACCUGGGGAUGAUGGGUUUGCCAGGGUCAAGAGGACCAAUGGGCUCCAAGGGCUACCCUGGAUCCAGAGGGGAAAAGGGAUCCAGAGGCGAAAGGGGUGACCUGGGCCCCAAAGGAGAAAAGGGCUCCCCAGGAUUCCCGGGAAUGUUGGGGCAGAAGGGUGAAAUGGGUCCAAAGGGUGAGCCUGGGAUAGCGGGACACCGAGGACCCACGGGAAGACCAGGAAAACGAGGCAAGCAGGGACAGAAGGGAGACAGCGGACUCGUGGGCCCGGCCGGCAAGCCUGGGCCUCCUGGUCAACCUGGCCGCCCAGGGCCAGCAGGGCCGCCAGGGCCGCCAGGCACCCCCUCUGCAGGACAACUUGUGACGGGACCCAAGGGGGAAAGAGGAUUUCCCGGGCCUCCAGGAAGAUGUCUCUGCGGCCCGCCCCUGAAUGUGAAUAACCCUUCCUACGGGGAAUCCGUGUAUGGGCCCAGCUCCCCGCGAGUUCCUGUGAUCUUUGUGGUCAACAACCAGGAGGAGCUGGAGAGGCUGAGCACCCAGAACGCCAUCGCCUUCCGCAGAGACCAGAGGUCGCUGUACUUCAAGGACAGCCUUGGCUGGCUCCCCAUCCAGCUCAUCCCUUCCUACCCUGUGGAUUGCACCGUAGACCAUCAGGGCACCUGUGGGGACGGGGUCCUGCAGCCGGGGGAGGAGUGUGAUGAUGGCAACACCGAUGAGGGUGACAGCUGCAUCCGCUGUCGCCGGGCCUACUGUGGAGACGGUCACCGGCAUGAGGGCGUGGAGGACUGUGACGGCUCCGACUUUGGCUACCUGACCUGUGAAACCUAUCUCCCUGGGUCGUACGGGGACCUGCGGUGCACACAGUACUGCUACAUCGACUCCACGCCCUGCCGCUACUUCACGUGAGGCCUGCACCCCUCACCACUGGCAGCAGCUCCGCCCUCCUCCAGCUGGCCUGCUGCUGUCCCGGGCCAGCUCCCACCAACCUUUGUGCGACACGAACAUGGACAGAUUCUCGCUACUAAGAUGUGCUUGCCACUCAGGCUGACCGGAAGAAUUUAGGACCACUGCAUCCUGUCUUAAUCUGAAGUUCUGGAAAGCCUGCACGCCCAUGCUGGACCGUUCCCAUCGCUCCCACGCGGCCGGAUGGCCGGCCACCAGCUGCCCCUUCUCUUGGGGAAUGUCGCCGGCCCCGGGCCGUGGAUCGGCUUUGCACUGUUAGACCCUCUUAGACUUGUUGGGGCUGCUGGCUGCAGUUUGUUCUGAUCUGUGCUGGGGAGGCCGGUGUCCAGGCCCCCCAACCUCCGGACCCCCGCACACGUGGGCAUUCCCAGCCAGAGCAAGGCCUGGGAGCCACAGGCUGGGACAGGACACGUUCUCUCGGUGUGGCUCUCGCUGCACACCCACGGAGGAUCCCCCAGCCGGGCCUCAGGUGGGCGGGGCUUCCAGGAAGAGACCCAACCAUGAAAAGUACUGAGGCUCACCCCGAGGAGAGGGUGGCGGCUCACCAGGCCCCUUGCCAUGUGAGAAUGGCCCAGCGGUGGCCUCUCUCGUCUCAGCGUUUCCCACAGGGAUGGCUCUGUGCUUUCUAAACAGCCGGCAUCAUCUGGACCUCGUGGCUCCCUCUGCACUUUGACUUCCGAUGUGUGUGCGAAUGCCCUUCGUGUCCACUUCCUGCUGGGGAGAUUCACUGGGCAGGUGCUGAGCCCGCCCUCUAGGCAGAGACUGUUCCUAUCCCAGCGCCACCUCCUUGCUCCCUGCGAACUCCCGGGAAGCGCCCCGUGGCACACCUGCGUCUGCGGCCCGCGCCGUGUGCUGGAUGGAUGUCGCCCCCUGCUGGAAGACGGCUGUGCUGCAUGUGUGUGAGCUGCCUCCCACCGCCAGCGUCCUGAGCGCGGCUUGGCUGGCUUGGUGUGCCCCGCACCGCACCACACUUCGGAUGGGACUUGCCCGUUUGUUGCCAGGCCAAGAGGCACCCCUGGGCUGUGGCACGAAGCUAUUCAGUGAGCCUGAGUGCUGGGGAUUCAGCAGGCAGGAGUGGCCAUCUCGUGGCCAAGCCCUGUCUGCAGAGGUGGGCGCGUCAGGCAGCCUGGCCCCGCCACCUCUCCUGCAGGCCCUGGGAGAUUUGCCUCCAAGCUGCUGCCACCACUAUGAGGCUUCGGGAUGGGAAGUGGAGAAAUAAAGGCCGUUCCU